Molecule: messenger RNA, 1665 nt
Organism: Hyla sarda
Lineage: Eukaryota; Metazoa; Chordata; Amphibia; Anura; Hylidae
Gene: DDX47
Product: DEAD-box helicase 47
Exons: 12
Coding region: 144-1481 (445 amino acids)
Molecular function (GO): ATP binding; nucleic acid binding; RNA helicase activity
Source: RefSeq, a predicted model, not a curated record
UCCGGCGCGUGCGCCGUACGCAUCCAUCUCUCUCCAGACUCGUCGGUCUCCUAGCAACAACGGCGCAUGCUCGGAGGAGCGCAGCGGGCAGCAUCCUGUCACGUGACGCGUCGCAGCGGCGCGUGCGCUGUGUGUACGGUAACAUGGAGGCGCACGUGGAGGACGCAGAAGCCCAGCCAGAAGAGAAAACGUUCAAAGAUCUGGGUGUAACUGAUGUUUUAUGUGAAACCUGUGAACAGCUAGGAUGGAAACAUCCCACCAAGAUCCAAAUAGAGGCGAUUCCUGUGGCCCUUCAAGGACGAGACAUCAUUGGUCUGGCGGAGACUGGUUCAGGAAAGACCGGAGCCUUUGCACUACCUAUCCUUCAGACAUUGCUGGAAAACCCACAGAGACUUUAUGCCUUGGUCCUCACACCCACCAGAGAAUUGGCUUUUCAGAUUUCUGAACAGUUUGAAGCCCUUGGUUCCUCUAUUGGAGUGAAGAGCGCGGUUAUCGUUGGUGGAAUCGAUAUAAUGUCCCAAUCCCUGGCACUGGCGAAGAAGCCUCAUGUUGUAAUUGCCACACCUGGACGCCUAAUUGACCAUCUUGAAAACACAAAGGGAUUCAAUCUUCGAGCCAUCAAGUACUUGGUGAUGGAUGAAGCUGACCGUAUACUGAACAUGGACUUUGAAACAGAGGUUGACAAAAUUCUCAAAGUUAUUCCCCGCGAACGUAAGACUUUUCUUUUCUCUGCCACGAUGACAAAAAAGGUGCAAAAACUGCAACGUGCUGCUUUGAGAGACCCAGUGAAAUGUGCCGUAUCCUCAAAGUAUCAAACGGUAGAAAAACUCCAGCAGUAUUAUGUAUUCAUCCCUUCCAAGUUCAAGGACAGCUAUCUUGUGUACAUCUUAAAUGAAUUGGCAGGAAAUUCUUCCAUGAUCUUCUGCAGCACAUGCAACAAUACACAACGUGUUGCUUAUUUGCUGCGUAAUCUUGGAUUCACAGCUAUUCCCCUCCAUGGCCAAAUGAGUCAGAAUAAAAGACUUGGUUCUUUAAAUAAGUUUAAGGCGAAAUCCCGCUCCAUUCUCUUGGCCACUGAUGUUGCAAGUCGAGGGCUCGAUAUUCCUCAUGUGGAUGUUGUUAUAAAUUUUGACAUUCCAACACAUUCUAAGGAUUACAUACACCGGGUAGGCCGAACGGCUCGUGCUGGAAGAUCUGGGAAAGCUAUUACUUUUGUGACACAGUAUGAUGUGGAGCUGUUCCAAAGGAUAGAACAUCUGAUUGGUAAAAAGCUUCCAGCCUUCCCCACCCAAGAAGAGGAAGUCAUGAUGUUAAAUGAGAGAGUGUCUGAGGCUCAGAGAUUCGCUCGUAUAGAACUAAGAGAAAGUGGAGAAAAGAAGAAGCGACCUCGGGAUGAAGAUGGUGACGAUGCAGAAGGGUCUCUGGGAGUAAGAAAAAAGGUUGCAGGAGGGAAAUUUAAGAAGAAGAAGAAUAUUCACUGAAAAGACAAUACAAAACUAUAGCAAAAAAUUGUAAAUUAAUGAAAUGUUAUUAUUCUUACUGGAUGAGAACUGUCAGAAGAUUUCCACCACCUUAGGCCCCUUUCACACUACAUAAUUACUCUGUUUUCGAAGUUCCGUCAGAAAAUCGGCAGUAAAACGGCAGUUACAAAAUCCUAUACGGCUG